AUGACAACCCUCUUGAUAGAACUGCGCGAUGUUCAAUGGGUCAACGAUCCUGCUAUCAUCCGACAGAAUCCCAAAGUUGUUGCGAUCAAUUCAGCCGUCGAGGUUGAUCUCACUGGUCAGGUGGUGGCCGACUCAGUUGGCAAACGGUUUCUGUCCGGUUUUGGUGGCCAGGUGGAUUUUAUUCGUGGCGCCAGUGUAGCCAGCGACGGCAUGGGCAAGCCUAUCAUCGCCCUUCCGUCAAUUUCAAAGAAAGGCCAGAGCAAAAUUGUGCCCUACAUACAGGAGGGAGCUGGUGUUGUUACAUCCCGAUCUCAUGUACAUUACGUUGUCACGGAAUACGGUAUUGCUCAACUAUGGGGUAAGAAUAUGCGGCAAAGAGCGUACGAACUCAUCAAAAUCGCUCAUCCGUCACAGCGUCAAACCCUGGAAAAAGCAGCUUUUGAAAGGCUAAAGGUGAGCUUCCGAUUGUUUUGGCACCAUCACUACGUCUAG
Messenger RNA from Cooperia oncophora, 492 nucleotides. NCBI's taxonomy places the organism in Eukaryota, Metazoa, Nematoda, Chromadorea, Rhabditida, Trichostrongylidae. The record is from the annotation of a GenBank genome assembly.